CUCUGAUCUUCAUUUACAAUUUCACAACACAAAGUUUCGGUUUUUUUUACGACGCCAACCCCAGCAGUACGUGGGUAUUUCCACUGUCAAAGCCUCAAGUUCUUUCUUAUCCCAGCAAAAAACCCUAGCACCGGCGGCUUCUACGUCAUACCCUCUUGCCUCAGUCUCUCAAUCCUUGCACUCGGUCUCCCCAAGAGGCAUUGCAACGACGUCCUCUUACCCAGCAAUGGAAGGAGGCCCUGUUGAUGAAGCAGCGAAAGCUGUCUCGGACAUGUCCGUGGACGCUUCGCCUGGAGAAGAAAGUCAGAGCAAGAAUGCACGCAAGAAAGAGUUGAAGAACAAGCAGAGGGAGGAGGAGAGGCGGCGCAAGGAGGAGGAGAAGGCCAAGCUGGCUGCUGGCAAGGCAAGUUCCCAGUCUCAGAAAUCUGGAGCAGCUGAUGAUGAGGACAUGGAUCCAACACAAUACUUUCAAAACAGGCUGAAGUAUCUCGAGGCACAGAAGACAGAUGGGACAAACCCUUAUCCUCACAAGUUUCAAGUUACGAUGUCUAUCACUGAAUAUAUUGACCAUUAUGGGGGCUUAAACAAUGGAGAGCAUCUCGAGGAUGUCGCCAUAUCUUUAGCUGGUCGAAUCAUGAGCAAACGAUCUUCAUCUUCAAAGCUGUUUUUUUAUGAUUUGCAUGGGGGUGGAGCAAAAGUACAAGUCAUGGCUGAUGCUAGCAAAUCAGGUAUGGACGAUGCUGAGUUUUCAAGAUUCCAUUCCAACGUGAAGCGUGGUGAUAUUGUUGGCAUCAGUGGUUUUCCAGGAAAAACCAAAAGGGGUGAGCUAAGCAUAUUUCCCAAGUCUUUUAUAGUUUUGUCCCAUUGUCUUCACAUGAUGCCAAGGCAAAAAGCUGCUCCUGGUUCAGAAAAUGCAAAUGUGAAGAAAACAGAACUGUGGGUUCCAGGAAGUACCAGGAAUCCUGAAACCUAUAUUUUGAAAGAUCAGGAAACUCGAUACCGUCAGCGUUAUCUGGAUUUGGUGUUGAAUCUGGAGGUUAGGCAGAUAUUUAAGACUAGAGCCAAGGUCAUACAGUAUGUUAGGAAGUUCCUCGAUGAUCUUGACUUCUUGGAGGUUGAGACACCUAUGAUGAACAUGAUUGCCGGAGGAGCUGCUGCCCGUCCUUUUGUGACUUAUCAUAAUGAACUAAACAUGAGGCUGUUCAUGCGUAUUGCUCCUGAACUUUACCUGAAGGAGCUGGUUGUUGGAGGAUUGGACCGUGUUUAUGAGAUAGGAAAGCAAUUUAGAAAUGAAGGAAUAGAUUUGACUCAUAAUCCUGAGUUCACUACUUGCGAGUUCUAUAUGGCUUUUGCAGACUAUAAUGAUUUAAUGGAGCUCACCGAGAAAAUGCUUAGUGGGAUGGUUAAAGAACUUACUGGUGGUUAUAAAAUUAAGUAUCAUGCAAAUGGACUUGACAACGAUCCAAUUGAGAUUGAUUUCACUCCCCCUUUCAGGAGGCUGGACAUGAUAGAGGGGUUGGAGAAGAUGGCUAAUCUUGACAUUCCAAAGGAUCUGUCGAGUGUUGAAGCUAACAAGUACUUGGCGGAUGCUUGUGUUAGGUUUGAUGUCAAGUGUCCUCCUCCUCAAACAACAACUCGUUUGUUGGACAAGCUUGUGGGGCACUUCUUGGAAGAGACCUGUGUGAAUCCUACUUUCAUCAUCAAUCAUCCUGAGAUCAUGAGUCCCUUGGCAAAGUGGCAUAGAUCGAAGCCAGGCCUGACUGAAAGAUUCGAGUUGUUUGUUAACAAGCGCGAACUUUGCAAUGCAUAUACCGAAUUGAAUGACCCUGUAGUACAGCGGGAGCGAUUUGCCGAACAACUCAAGGAUAGGCAAUCGGGAGAUGAUGAAGCCAUGGCUUUGGAUGAAAUGUUCUGUGCCGCACUUGAGUAUGGUUUGCCUCCAACUGGCGGCUGGGGGAUGGGUAUUGAUAGGCUUGCCAUGCUUUUGACCGACUCACAGAAUAUUAAGGAAGUACUCCUCUUUCCGGCUAUGAAACCACAAGACGAGCCUCCGGCCAAAGCUCCGUCGUCUUAGGGAUGUUGACAUGCUUAAAAUGUGGAACAUUUCUGGUGUUUCAUCCAUGCGAGUGGAAAGCACCAUCCCCAUAGAAUCAUAGCCAGUGCCUCGCGCUAUGACCCAAAACUACCAGGGUAUCUACAUUACUUUUUAAGUGCAAAUUGAAAGUACUGUUACUGAUAAGCCAGCCAUAGGGAUGUGGAGGCAUACUUUGUUGGAACA
Messenger RNA from Rhodamnia argentea, 2278 nucleotides. Its product is annotated as lysine--tRNA ligase, cytoplasmic. Gene Ontology annotation, cellular component: cytosol; cytoplasm. The coding region runs from base 227 to 2074 and encodes 615 amino acids. Gene Ontology annotation, biological process: lysyl-tRNA aminoacylation. The transcript is spliced from 17 exons. NCBI's taxonomy places the organism in Eukaryota, Viridiplantae, Streptophyta, Magnoliopsida, Myrtales, Myrtaceae. Gene Ontology annotation, molecular function: tRNA binding; ATP binding; lysine-tRNA ligase activity. The record is from RefSeq and is a predicted model, not a curated record.